Messenger RNA from Vigna umbellata (rice bean), 1422 nucleotides. The record is from RefSeq and is a predicted model, not a curated record. Lineage: Eukaryota; Viridiplantae; Streptophyta; Magnoliopsida; Fabales; Fabaceae.
CUUUCUCUCAGACGUGUUGGCGCUUCUCACUCAAUGGCGAAGACUCGAAGAGGUGAGAAAGCAGCGAAAGCAGAAGCUGAUGACAGUGGCGAUGGUCUCGAAAUAAUCUCCGUCGGUUCACUCUACAAAGGAGCAUGGGACAAGAAGUACUGGACUACCUCUAGGGGAAAAGAUCGGUAUCCAUAUCCUGUUGGUUAUCAGGCUGUUCGAGCUUACAAUGGGAUCACUUUUAAGAUGGAAAUUUGUGAAGGUGUCAAUGGCCCUAGAUUUUUGAUCUCUUCUGAUGAUGGGAGUUCAUGUUCUGGGAAAACGCCUGACCAACCAUGGGAGGAAUUUCAGAAGAAAAGUUGCCCCCGCAUCAAGAUUUGGCAUGGAAAGAGACUUUCACCUAGGAUGGAUGGCUUGGAGUUUUUUGGGUUCAAAAAUCAGUCUAUCCAGAGGUUGCUCCGUGAACUGGUAACAAAUGUAAAUGAAAUAGCAGAACGGAGCUUGGUAUCCCCAAACACCUAUGAGGGGGUUGCUAGAGCAGAUCAUGAUGAUUGCUGCCCAAAUGUAGGCACAUAUCCUGAUUUACUACUUUACCUCGGAAAACCACACGUUACAAGGAAGAGAAGCAGAUGUGAACUCAAAAACAAAAAAUUAAAUGUACGAGCUAGACCUCAGUCUCCAGAAUUCAUAUGUAGUGAACCCUCAAAUGUAAAGAACGAGAAGAGUUGUGGUCAGGGGAGUUCUACAACCCAUUAUGGUUCAGAAGUACCUGAGGUCCACAAUCAUAUAAAGAAUCGUCUUGAAAUUUCUAAUAAUAAAGAAGUGGGAGCUAUGCCUUCUGAAGGGACAACUGGUUUUCUCUUUUCUGAAAGUUGCAGGGCUAAAGAACUAACUGAAAACUUGUCCACAGAAGAACCUCUUCAUAGGUCGCGUUAUGUGGAGUUGAAGAUGUCUAAUUUGUUGGUGAAAUCAGAAGACAAUAAACUAAUGCAGUCACAUUCUAAGGAGUCUGUAGGUUGUAUUGACAUUGAUCUGUGUGCUCCUGAUACCCUAGAUUUUGUGCAAGAAAAUACUCUUGAUUCUGGCCCAAGUGAACCAGAUAAAAAUGCUUACAUUAAGACAGCUUGUGAGAUCACAUCUGGAGAAUUGUUAAAUGCAGAGCAUGAAAAAGUGGUCAAAUCUAAUUCAAAUCGCUCUGAAAAAGGUGACUUUGGUUCAGCUGGCCAUGAUGUAGCAAACUCGAUGAUGUCACUUCUGCUUCCUCAGGCAGUUCCUCUACUGAGGUCUGUUUCAACAGAUAAGGAGCUUAUCAUUAGUCCUGCAGAUAUGCCACCUUCUCAGGUCAAUUCGAAGGACGAACAUGAUAAAGUCGGACAUAGUUUGGAAGUAGCCUCAUCUGGUAAAUAUUACCUUAUCUAGAAUAUUGUUUCUGAG